AUGACUAGACAACAAGGUGGCAAGGAGAAGAAAGAUGAGAAAUCUUCUUUGCACAAAAGUGUUGAGGUUGUGCAAAGAAAAUCAGUUUUUGGAAAAUAUUCCGAAGCAGAAAUGUUAGCUCUGCUGAAAGGGCUUGCUAUGGAUCCUUGUCAGCCGCAAUUUUCACUGGAGAAAACACAACCACUGCGGAAUGAGAUUCUUAGGCUCCGAAAAGUUAUGGUUCUCAAUGAAACUGAAAUUCCUCCUUGGAGAAAGCGUAAACUCCAGCGGUUUGUUAAAGAUAAGCUGGGAGCUCCUGGAUUUUCCAUGCCUAACCAACAAAAUGGCACAAAACUGAGCAGGGGCCAGCUGUCCCAUGUCUCUUCUAUUUCAUGCUUGCUCAAUUCAGUCAACACUGCGGAAUGUUUUGAGCAUAAAAUUCUGUCUGACUCUCGUAGUUCGAGUAGUUUAUUGACAUUUGAGGAUACUUUACCAGAGAAACAAUUGUCUCGAGAAUCCUUCUUCCUGGAUGAUGUAUUAGAUAGGUGUCUCCCCAGCAAAGAUAUAUCUCAGAUAGUAGAUUCUGACGAAUCCGCAAAUUGUUUGAUCUCUUUGAGUCCGGAAAACCUGACUGUUAAUGAGGCACCAUCUCUGGAUCUUAAUGACGCAAUUCGCUAUUUGAAUUCAUCAACACUUCAUGGAGCAAAGAGGAACCAUCUUCACCCACCUCGCAAAUCUAUCAGGUUGCUGAAUUUCAUCGGUGAUCAUCUUGAGAAUAAGGUUGUCCCUGUUGGGCCGCGGUUCCAGGCUGAUGUUCCUGAGUGGAAUGGUCCUGUCAUAAUUAAUGAUUCUUCGGAGAAUUCCCGGUGGUUGGGCUCUAGAGUUUGGCCAAUUGAAAUUGGAAAUGCAAAAAGCACCGGAAGAAAAGUGGGAAAAGGAAGACCAAACUCCUGCCGCUGUGUCUCUCCUGGAUCUGUUGAUUGCAUUAGAAACCACAUUCUGGAGAAAGGAUUAAUUUUGCAAUGUGAUCUUGGACCUGCUUUUUUUAGUUGGAACUUCAAUGAGAUGGGAGAACAAGUUUCAAAAUCAUGGACUUUGAAGGAGCAGAAAAUGUUUGAGUCGUCGUUAAAAAUGAAACCACUCUUGAAUAGGAAUAACUUUAUAAAGCGUGCUUUGAUGCGUUUCCCAGAAAAAAGUAGUAAAGAGAUUGUCCACUAUUACUUCAAUGUUUUUAUUCCGCAGCACAUGAGCCAGCAGAGAAGGUUGUCCAUGAAACAAGUUGACACUGAUAAUGAGGAGGAGGAUGAUGAUUUUAAUGAAAUAGGUGUGCAGAGAUGUGAAGGAAGCAAUGCCAUCAUCAGCAAUUCUAAAGUUGUAAAGACUCGAUAUUUACGCGGAGGCAUACCUGAGGUUUUUCUUUUUUGCGUUUCAAAGAAUACACAUCAACAUUCUCAGCCCUUAGAUUUUGUUCAUCCCCACAAUGUUGAUGCUUCUCUCUCCAAUUUUCUGUUGAACAUUCUGUUAGUUGCGGCUUUUAAUCGUGUCCUGAAAGCCGUGGAGAGAGUGCUUUAG
Fraxinus pennsylvanica is the source of this 1551-nucleotide messenger RNA. Lineage: Eukaryota; Viridiplantae; Streptophyta; Magnoliopsida; Lamiales; Oleaceae. The record is from the annotation of a GenBank genome assembly.